ACACACACACACUCUACUGUGUUUUAUAUUGGGAAACAUAAACAGGAACUGCAUGAGCCUCUACAGAUACAGAACCAACUACACAGAGGAGUAGGACGUGUAAAACAUUUUAUUCAACAUCAGAAAAAAUUUGCCAUGUGCUGCUUUUUUAUUUUCAUUCUUUUCAUUUCAUGUGCUGUCUGUCAGGCAUCGAGGCAGUUUAGUAUUAAAACUGGAGAAUCUGUCACCAUCCCAUGUCGUUAUGAUAGGAAAUAUAUACAACAUAAGAAAUACUGGUGCUAUGGAGGAACAUUCAAUUUCUGCACAAUUCAGGCGUAUGCCAAUAAUACAAAGGGGAAAGUGACAGUGACUGAUUACCCAGCUGAGAGUCUCUUUACUGUGACAGUGAAUAAUCUCCAGACAGGAAAUACUGGAUGGUACUGGUGUGCUGUAGAGAUAAGUGGACCAGACGUUAGAGAAUACCUUUAUAUCACAGUGAAAUCAGAUCCUGAUCUGUCUGUGAUGGAGAGCAGAGUGAGAGGUGAGGAAGGAGGCAACAUCACAGUCCAGUGUUUCUACAGCGCUGCGUAUCAGAAUACACAGAAGCAGUGGUGCAGAUUCAAAGAUGGACGCUGCAACUCAGUGGGGAGGACUGCCACAUCCCAGAAUUCAGCAGUGAACAUCAGUGAUGAUGGGAGAAGAUCCUUCAGCGUGCAGAUGAGUGGACUGAAGAAGAGUGAUGCUGGCUGGUACUGGUGCAGUGCAGGAGAUCUGCAGGUUCCUGUUCAUAUUUCAGUUAAUAAUUCAACAGUUUUUCUAAAUGUGACCACAAAUACAGAUCAACAGAAGGACAAUUCAGUGCAUGAAAUGAUGUCUCUCUGGCUCCUGGUGGCUGUAGGACUGGGGCUGCUGCUCAUUCUUGUCAGCAUUGUAACUUACAUGUUCAGAAAGACAUGCAAGAAGGAAAAUCAGACAAGGACUAGAAAGAAGAGCAAUGAUGCCGCUGCUCACACACCAUCAUCAGCAGUGGAUCAUGAAGGAGAUGUGACCUACAGCUCUGUGUUUUAUGCAACCAAAAAUCAAACUCAGUCUCUGAGAGUCAAAGAUGAUGAGGUGACCUACAGCAAAAUGAACUCUCCGCCAGUCAGAGAUGAUGAGGUGACCUGUGGCAAUGUGCAUUCUCUAGGAGACAGAGACAAUGAGGUGACCUACAGCACAGUGGUUCGUGAUUAAGAGUUUUUCCUGGUCAGGGUCAGUGUAGAUCCAGAGCCAAUCCUGGGAGCACUGGAUGCAAGGCAGAAAUGCACCCUGGAUGGAACAGCAGUCCACGCAUUCACACACCAAUUCACACCAAGGGGCACUUUAGAGAAGCCAAUCAACCUACAAGCAUGUAUUUUGGGGGAGAAGAACCCAGAGAAAACCCUUACAGAAAUCAGAAGAACUUGUGAAACUGCAGACAGCUAUUAACCAGAACUCAGGUCAGACUCUGGACCCUGGAGGCGUAGUGCCACCAUGACGCCCAUGGACUACUUUCUUUACUUUGUAGAAGACAAAUUUGAAAUGGAGAUGCUAAAAUGAAAGUGGAUCUAUUAAGAAAAGAGUUUUGUGGAUGGUUAAUGGUUCUAGCUUUCUAAAAGGGUCCUACCUAGAUCAUUUUCUGCAAGAGAAACCCUCUGUUGCAGUGUCCUACAUAGAACUGUUAAUGAUUUUCUGCAGAUGGAUCAAUCGAUUAAUCUUUUAAGGCCAAUUUACACUGGACAAAGCUUAUUUUUGACCCACUGUCUCAAGCAAUGCUGAGAUGUAAAACUGGGGCAGUGAGCUUGUGACAUUAAAAUUUAACUUGCUGUUGUCAAAUUGGGCUUUCUGGAGCAAAGCACCAUCAUCUGAAAAAAGUGUGUAAAUCACAAAGGAAAUUCGCUUUAACUGUCCAGUAUAUGUCACCAUGGGCCAAGUGUUCUUAUUGGAAAAAUCGUUGUCAUUUUACCAUGAGUUGCUCUUUCUACAUAGUUCUACAUAGAAUCUUUAAUGGAUCACCCAGAUCCAAACCAAAGCACGCUUGAAGAAGGCGGCUUGUAAAUUUCCUAAAAGUGAUAUACUGUAAUAUUAUACUAUUAUAAUUAAGUAAGGAAUAACACAUGGGUAAUUUUCAUACAGCACAUAACAUAACAGCAGUAUGUAAUGUGUUAUUCCUUACAAAAUGGGGUAGAACACAGUAUUUUAUUGCAUUAUCUGUCUAUCUGUCUGUCUGUCUGCCAGACCAGUACAAAAUUUACUUUCUUAGUCAAUGGAGAUUUUCUGUCAUAAAGCAUAAGAGCAUUCAUUUUCUAAACAAUACAUUCUAAAGUUAUACUCCAACAUU
Molecule: messenger RNA, 2338 nt
Organism: Pangasianodon hypophthalmus (striped catfish)
Lineage: Eukaryota; Metazoa; Chordata; Actinopteri; Siluriformes; Pangasiidae
Product: CMRF35-like molecule 1
Exons: 11
Coding region: 136-1212 (358 amino acids)
Source: RefSeq, a predicted model, not a curated record